Messenger RNA from Fraxinus pennsylvanica, 1812 nucleotides. NCBI's taxonomy places the organism in Eukaryota, Viridiplantae, Streptophyta, Magnoliopsida, Lamiales, Oleaceae. The record is from the annotation of a GenBank genome assembly.
AUGAAGAAGAGACCCCGAGAGCUCAAACCCUUAGUCCCCACACUCGCCUCCUGCACUGGCCAAUCCCUAAUCAAACACUUAGCUUCUUGCAAUAAUACUGUCAGAUCCCAAUCCCUGAAACUCCUUCAAUCGUGGUUGACUUCUCAAAAGCAAGAAAUCCCUGAAAAGGAUAUUAAGAAGCUUUGGAAAGGGCUUUUUUACUGUUUCUGGCACUCCGACAAAGCUCCGAAUCAGUUAGCCCUUGUUAAUAGACUUACAUCCCUUUUUUUGAUCCUUGAAUCCCCGGUUUCGCUGCAGUAUUUUAGUAAAUUUGUUUUGACUCUUCGGCGGGAGUGGCCUGGGAUUGAUCGCUUGAGGUUAGACAAAUUUUACUUGCUUAUACGUAGGUUUAUGAGGACUUUGUUUGAAUUGAUGAAACUUCAGCAAUGGAAUUUGGAAUUUCUGGGGAAGUUUAUGAGUGUUCUGGAGAAUUAUGGGUUUAUGGCAGACGAUAAGUUGCAGGGGAAUGGAGUGAAUUAUCAUAUUGUAUCGGUUUUCUUGGAGGAGUUGAAGGAGGCGAGGUUUCCGGUGGACAAGGAGGUGGUUGAUGCGAUCUUUGGGCCCUUUUUUGCGGUUUUGACGAAGAGUAAAGACAAGAUUUUGGUGGGGAAGGUUACAAGUUGUGUGUUUGAUGAGUUGCUGAAGAUGGGCAGGGAAUUUUUGGUGAAGAAAAAAACAGGAGUGCAUUGUGACGAGAAAGAUGGGGAUGUGUUGUUAGCUAUGGUUGCCUUAAAGAUGGGUUUUUCGGGGAAGUUUUAUGAGGUUGGUUCAUCAGUGGAGUGUUUACAGGGGAAUAGGAAGGUGGUUUUUGGGUUAAACGAGGAGUUCUUGAAGUUGGAGAAGGAUCUGGAGUCAUGUGGGUUUGAAAUUGUGGUUCCUGAAUACAAUGAUGCUUCUGAUGGUAGUAAUGAUGAUGAGGUACCUCAGUUAAUCGCCAUUGAUUACAAUGGUGAGUGUGCAUCGGGGGCAUCUGAAGAAUCUGAGGAUGUGCAUGAUGACAAGAAUGAGUUUGAUGAUGAAAGCUUGAAGAAGAGUAAGAGGGCGAGAAAAGGGACAGAUGAAAGCCGUAAGAAGUUAAAAGGAUCGGACACAAGCAAUAAGAAGUCAAAGAAGAAGAAUGAUAAGGAACAAAAUUUGGUUUCUGUAAUUGGAUCUACUGUUGAUGAAAAUGACGAUCUGGUUACUGCUAAUGGUGUGGGAAAUGGGGAUCUGAUGACUGCUGAUGGAAAGAGUUUGAAUGAUGAAUUGGAGAGUCAUGGGAAUGAUUUGACUUCGAAUGAGUCUGUGAUAUCAAAUCUUCAGAAGCAAUUUGAGAAGGUUGCAGCUGAAGCUGGAUCAUAUAUAGAUGAUGAUACAGAUUCAUGUGAUACACCAAAAAUUACAGUGAAGAAUAGAAUGUCGAAAAAGAAGAGGAAGGUUGCUAAGACUGCAGAUAGGAAUGACACUGACAACUUAGACAUGAGUGGUCAAGGAGAUGACAGACUUGAUAAUACUGCAAAGAGCGUGGAGAAGAGUGUAAAGAAGGUUAGAUUUGCAAUGAAAAAUAACUUGGUCUGGAAGCCACACAGUCCAUUGCCUCCAGAAAGUUUGAGACUACCACCCUCUGUUACUCCUAGAGGUAGUGCUCUGAAGAAGGGGGUGCCUCCGGGUCCUAUAAGGGAGAUGCCUCCUGCUAAGAAAAAGAAAAAGAAGCUGAAGACAGAACAGAAGAUGUUGAAGAGUGCAUCACCUGCCAAGAAACAAAAGAAAAAGAUACAAAUUGGGUCUAUUUGA